AUGUCAUCGAAUAACAGGAAAAAGCUGCUUCUGAUGGGCCGGUCCGGCUCCGGUAAGUCUUCAAUGAGGUCGAUCAUCUUUAGUAAUUACUCUGCCUUUGACACUAGAAGACUGGGUGCUACCAUCGAUGUGGAGCACUCGCACUUGAGGUUUCUCGGUAACAUGACGCUGAACCUGUGGGAUUGUGGUGGACAGGAUGUGUUCAUGGAAAACUAUUUCACCAAGCAAAAGGACCACAUUUUCCAGAUGGUGCAGGUGCUGAUCCAUGUGUUUGACGUGGAGUCCACCGAGGUACUCAAAGAUAUCGAAAUAUUUGCGAAGGCGUUGAAGCAGUUGAGGAAGUACUCGCCGGACGCCAAGAUUUUCGUGCUACUGCACAAAAUGGACUUGGUACAACUAGAUAAAAGAGAGGAACUGUUUCAAAUCAUGAUGAAGAACCUGAGCGAGACAUCGUCGGAGUUCGGCUUCCCGAACCUGAUAGGCUUUCCGACCUCGAUUUGGGACGAGAGUCUGUACAAGGCGUGGUCGCAGAUUGUGUGUUCGCUGAUACCUAACAUGUCCAACCACCAAACCAAUUUGAAGAAGUUCAAAGAGAUCAUGAACGCCAUGGAAAUCAUUCUUUUUGAAAGGACGACUUUCCUUGUGAUUUGUUCCAGUAAUGGCGAGAACAGCAACCAUGACGACGGCUCGAACAACGGUACUGUGCUGCUGGACCCCAAGAGAUUCGAAAAGAUCUCCAACAUAAUGAAAAACUUCAAGCAAAGUUGUACGAAAUUGAAGAGCGGGUUCAAGACGCUGAUACUAAACAACAAUAUCUACGUCAGCGAGCUGUCCUCCAAUAUGGUCUGUUUCAUAGUAUUGAAAGAUAUGAACAUUCCACAAGAACUGGUGUUAGAGAACAUCAAAAAGGCUAAAGAGUUCUUCCAGUGA
Molecule: messenger RNA, 930 nt
Organism: Saccharomyces eubayanus
Lineage: Eukaryota; Fungi; Ascomycota; Saccharomycetes; Saccharomycetales; Saccharomycetaceae
Gene: GTR1
Product: Rag GTPase GTR1
Exons: 1
Coding region: 1-930 (309 amino acids)
Biological process (GO): cellular response to amino acid stimulus; positive regulation of TOR signaling; cellular response to starvation
Cellular component (GO): nucleus; fungal-type vacuole membrane; Gtr1-Gtr2 GTPase complex
Molecular function (GO): GTPase activity; GTP binding
Source: RefSeq, a predicted model, not a curated record